Messenger RNA from Nymphaea colorata (pocket water lily), 2296 nucleotides. RefSeq lists its product as uncharacterized. Gene Ontology annotation, biological process: protein transport. The transcript is spliced from 6 exons. The record is from RefSeq and is a predicted model, not a curated record. The coding region runs from base 210 to 2066 and encodes 618 amino acids. Lineage: Eukaryota; Viridiplantae; Streptophyta; Magnoliopsida; Nymphaeales; Nymphaeaceae.
CCUGGGAGUCUUCUACGUGGUUCUUACACGGUUUUGUACAAUGAUAUUAAUUACCAAGUAUCUCUGAGAGAUUCAAUUUCUCAGAAAAAUAAGUUCAGGUUUGUGGUCUUUCAUCAAUUUGGUUCUUUAAUCUGCGUGCUGUUUCGAUUUGGAAGGAUUGGUUUUCGAGAUCUCAAGGAAAAUAGGAAAAGAGAGAAUCGCAGGUCGAGAUGUCGAUGCUGGACGCGCUCUUCAACAAGGGAUUCAGGGGCGCAAAAUGCAAAACACUCUUGAAGUUGACGAUUCCUCGCAUCAAGUUGCUGCGGAAUAGGAAGGAGGCACAGAUGAAGCAAAUGCGGAAAGAAAUUGCUAAGCUUCUUGAGACCGGUCAGGAGGCAACUGCGCGCAUACGGGUGGAGCACAUAAUCAGAGAGCAGAAAACCUUGGAUGCUUACGAAAUUAUUGAGCUAUUUUGUGAGCUUAUUACUGUCCGCCUUCCAAUUAUUGAAACGCAGAGGGAAUGCCCUCUAGACUUGAAGGAGGCAAUUUCCAGUCUCUGUUUUGCUGCACCAAGAUGCUCAGACUUACCAGAACUGAUACAAGCUCAGAUGCUAUUUGCUGCAAAAUAUGGGAGGGAAUUUGUCACAGCCGCAACAGAACUCAUGCCAGACUGCGGUGUUAACCGCCAGAUAAUUGAGCUGCUAUCAGUCCGUGCACCUCCUGUUGAGGAAAAGCUAAGGCUGCUUAAGGAGAUAGCGGAAGAGCAUGAAUUAGAUUGGGACCCAACUGCUUCGGAAGCUGAACUUUUAAAGCCUCAUGAGGACUUGCUUAAUGGUCCAAGCCAGUUCAUUGAUGGGUCAAAAGUGCCACUUCCCGAAGUAAAACAUGAUGAGUCUUUCUAUUCUGGUUCUUUAAAGGAUUCCCAUGAAAAGUUGGAUCCAGAAACUGGCUUUGACAUACUUGAUCUUCCGGAAGCCCCUCGAGGCUCAAUUCAUCCCAAUUAUGAGAAAGGAGCAUUUCCAGACGUGCCUCCACCAUCUGCCCCAUCUCAUGAUUCAAUCAUAAAUUCAGCUGCGAAGGGUGAUUUUGUCUCUUAUGAGACACUGCAACAUCCCAGUAAAGAUGUUUCAAAUGCACCUGCUUAUAGGCCCAAUCCUGACAACUUCGUUAGAAAUCAAGAUGAGAUAAAUCUCCACACUGGAUCUGAUGCAACUACCGUAGAACCACCUUCUUAUGCUCCAGUUGACAGUUCAGUCAGUGGGAUUAGCAAAACGUCUAUUAAUCAUGAUGAUGCGAACUUUAGAACACUUAAUGUAGCUCCUGACAGCAACGUUGGUUCAAGGGAAGAGGUUCAUUUGCGUGCUAAUGGAGUGAUGUUGGAUUCACACUCUCAUAUGGCACCCAAUAUCUCAUUGGAUACAGAGGAGAAGAAAUCUCAGUCUCCUGACAAAAAGGAUUCUGUCCCGGUAUCAUAUGUGGCAACUGAUACAUCAGUUUCUCAGGAGGAGAAGAAACAGUUCCUACCUUUCAACCCACCAGUUACUUCUUCUGGAUCAUUUCAGGAUCAGCGUAUGUGUUCCAUUUCAAGAACCAAAACAGCCAUACCCGCAGACUUACAGGAUGUCUUGGCAGCUGCCCAGCAGGCUGCUGAAACUGCUGAGAGUGCUGCUGCUGCUGCCCGCUCUGCUGCAAACCUAGCACAAAUCAAAAUUUCUCAGCUUUACGAUAAGAGGGGCAGUGAUCUCGCUGAUAGUGGCAGGAAUGAUGCUGCAGAAGAUAGAGAAUUGAACAGCACCUUAUUCGAUGAAUCUGAGCAGAAAAUUAGCAGUGGGACUGGACCUUCAUACCAUUCAGGUCUUCAAACUGAGAUACAUCCUCAGGGAUCAGAAGAAGUGUUGCAUCCUUCUUUUGACACUCCUAGAAUUGAGAGGGAAUCUUCUAACCUUGACGACCAAGAUGUUCGAUACGAAAGAUCAACCUCCAUGGACGAUGAUCCUUUUUCUUACCCAAAUUUGUUUAGCACUCAGAGUUCAUACGGUGGUCAUGGUGUUUAUUCACCGACGCAUAAACAUGCACAUGAUCCGUGAUUAGUAGGUUUGAAGUGGGAGGCGGAGAUGUCGUUUUUUCAUUCAUCUCGUUUGUGGAAUGUGGUUGUGUAGCAUAUAUUGUGUGAAUGAGCUUUGAGAGCAGAUCAUGUAAUAAAUAGAUGACGAUGUAUUAGUUUUUGUGGCGAAGAUUUCAUUUAGCAUUCAAAUAGCGGUGUGCAAAAGGGAGCGCUUUGGCAGGGUUUCAAUAGAAUGAUGUGUUUUGUGCUUCA